AGACAUCUUGCAUGUGUUUUUUGGUGAAGCGUUACGUAAAGAGAGCAGACAGACAAUACUGUAUUAGAUGUCGUUUUAACUUCAGCAAAGCAUAACUGUACUGGUAUAACAGCUAUCUUGUGGCUUAUUUGUUCUAUGAAUUAUGUUUUAGUUGCACGCAAUGUUUCAGGCUGACUCCACCUGCUGGUUUAAGCAUCUUGAGCACAUUAUUACACGGAACGUCAUCGACUGACUGCUGGCUGUACACUAGUUGAUCUGACACUGAAGAAGGUGGAUCAGUGCGUCAACUCACGAGUUUUUAUUUUAAAAGGCUCAGUUUGAAGGAUCAUAUUACCAGAUAUUUCUUUCUCCAAGCUUCAGCAUCGAUUGUGUUUAGUUUUCUGGAUUUCAGACAGCGCGUGGUGUUAAAGCAGCAUGUCAAGGUCAGAUUUCCCUCCGGGUUACGAUGAUUCGCGGCUGCUCUCUAACCCUCAGCCUGGAGGAGGUUACCCUGCUUCCGUCCCCCCAUAUGGCUUCAACGCGUACGGGGGACAGCCACCUUACCCACAGCCCAAUGAUCCAUACGGAGGCCAGCCUGCGGGAUACCCCCCGCCAAGUAUACCUGUCAUCCCCGUCAUUCCUCCUGGUUUAGGUGAUAAUGAAGGAUUUACCACAACAGGAGGAUUUGACGAUAUUAGUGUCCGUCACACUUUUAUACGAAAAGUUUAUCUGAUCCUCGGUGCGCAGCUUCUGGUCACAGCUACCAUCGUGGCUAUUUUCACAUUUGUGGAACCUGUAGGAGUGUUUGUGAGGAAAAAUCCAGCCAUUUACUGGGUUUCAUAUGCUGUCUAUUUUGUCACUCACUUGGUAUUGGUUUGCUGUCAGGGACCCAGGAGGCGUUUCCCAUGGAACCUGAUCCUGUUGGCCAUUUUUACACUGGCCUUAUCGUUCAUGACUGGAAAUAUAGCAAGCUAUUACAGCACUAAGGCGGUUUUCCUGGCCCUGGGCAUCACUGUUCUUGUGUCUGUUGCGGUGACCGUGUUCUGCUUCCAAACUAAGGUGGAUUUCACUAAAUGUUCAGGUUUUUUCUGUGUCCUCGGAAUCGUAGUGUUUGUGACUGGCAUCAUCACGGCUAUCGUGCUGUCAUUCAAAUACAUCCCAUGGCUUCACAUGCUCUAUGCAGCAAUAGGGGCCAUUGCAUUCACUCUGUUUCUGGCCUAUCAUACCCAGCUGCUCAUCGGGAACAGGAAGCUCUCCAUCGGGCCAGAGGAGUAUGUGUUUGCGGCUCUCUCCCUUUAUGUUGACAUUGUCCAGAUCUUCAUCUUCCUCCUGCAAAUUAUUGGAUAUGCAGAGAGAUAGAAGCUUUAAGCUGGCCGAUGGACCUUUUCUGUUUUGUCUUUAAUGUUUAUGCACUGUGCAGUGUCUUCUCAAUCCAGACCUAACUAACGUACUCAAAUAAUACAGAACUUGUAAAACAUAUCUAGCUUUAUACUGAUGAAACAACUGGUAAGGAAUGAAUAUCAUUUCCAUGAUUUACUAACAAUAUGCAUAUGUUCCAAUAAAAUAUGAGUGAUAUUAUAUAGCCAUUACUUUGUCAUGGAAAUGGAAGCUGUCUAUUAGAAGUGGAUCUGUAUUAGGCAAAUUUCUACUGUAUAGACUUAGAUUUGCUGUAUUUACUAAAUAUAUUUAAUGUGCGUGGUACAUUUUGGUCGAGGGUAUAGCUUUUCUGCUUUGUACAUACAAUCGAACUGUAUUUUAGUUUAUGAAUUUAGAAUAUUUAUCACAGACAUCUUUAUAUACAAUAUAAAAGUCUACAUCAAAUAUUGUGCUUUAAUUUUGGGAAAUAAAUGCCUUUACUUAAUGAAUUUGAUACUACACUUAACUAAAUGUCACAGAGUAUGUGAUCUACAAUGGUGCCUUUCCUUUGUUUGGCACCAAAUAUACACCAUGAAUAAAUUGUUAUAAAAAGUGUUAACUACAUAUAAAUGAAUUGUUAUAUAUUUGAAUUGUAUAAACAAAGUAAACCUGUAUUUUCUGUUACAAUGUUCUCAUGCCACAUGUUGAACAACAAUGGCUAAAGUUUGAUAUGUAAUCAUUGUUAUUGUGAGGAUUAUCAUAAUAAAAGGAACACGAGUAUUA
Sinocyclocheilus rhinocerous is the source of this 2118-nucleotide messenger RNA. It is a transcript of the gene tmbim1a, whose product is annotated as transmembrane BAX inhibitor motif containing 1a. Gene Ontology annotation, cellular component: endoplasmic reticulum; membrane; Golgi apparatus. Lineage: Eukaryota; Metazoa; Chordata; Actinopteri; Cypriniformes; Cyprinidae. Gene Ontology annotation, biological process: negative regulation of apoptotic signaling pathway. The transcript is spliced from 12 exons. The coding region runs from base 415 to 1338 and encodes 307 amino acids. The record is from RefSeq and is a predicted model, not a curated record.